UUUACCUGCCAGCAACCACACCGUCCGCUCGCUCCUGCUUUGUUUUGAGAGGUUAGACUUCAAAAACACCUGUAGAUUUUCUCGUUUCCUACCCUGAUUUCAGCCCCGCGGUUGCUACGAUUUAUAAACCUUUUGCUCGGAUAUUUUCUCGUACUCAUUUUGUAAUCAUUUCCCUCAUUUGUGUUAUAUUCGCGUCCUGUUCCGAGUGUUAUAAACGUGCUAUUUAUCAAGUGUUGUGGUUGUGCUCCAUGCUGUUUUUGUUUACUUACCUACCAUCGUUUCUUGUCUAGCCUUUACUUUCUUGAACAAAGUGGCGUGGUUCUCUUUCAAUUAUCGUGCUUGUCUCCCUUUCGUUCAAAAGUCUGUGACCGGUUUUAGUUCUAUCCGUUGUGCUAUUCUUCAGAAGGAGAAUCUGAGUCAGUUCAUUCAAGGUUUUCUCCUGGAUUUGUGACGCAGGAUUUAUGACACUAAGGUUUCGGAUGAAUGAAUGAAAGCGGAAGAAGAAGAAGUAGCGGCGGGGCAUCGGGAGCGAGUGCGAGUCGGAUGGAAAGUGCAAGUUGAGCCGGGACUCGUCUUUGGCGCCGGGACGAAAAGCCAUGCGCUCGAGUCGAUAGCGAACCCAACUCCCAGCCGACUCGGGGCCAUGCAUCCCCGCGCCCGGGCCGUAACGGUGCUCUGAAACCGGUUUCGCGACGCGGCAUGAGAAGGUGACGCCGAGAGCCAGAGAAAGAUGGAGCGCCAGGAGACGGACAGCCCCCUGGAGGUCGGCCACAAGGCCCAGCACAGCCACGACUCCGGCGCCUACAUCGACUGGAACGUGGACGAAUCCUACGCCAACUACGUCGGCCCCAAAAUCCAAGACCCCGCCGCCUACAACAGCAACGUCAGCGGCGGCUUCGUCACCGUCGUCGCCGUGGAACAGACCCCGGCCAUCGAGAAACCUCUCCCGUUCGUCACCGUCCUGGCCAUCAACGAUGAAGAACCCCCGAAGGAGAAAGACGACGAUGCCGAGCUCGUUCUUCUUUACAGACUCCCCGGUGAGAGACUCGGGCUAGGCCUCAAGUUCGACGGAGGCGUCAAGUCUUGCGAAAAAGUCGACAAGCUCUUCAUACAGUCCUGCGCUCCGAACAGUCCGGCCUCCCGCUCCAAGGCCUCGUGGGGCUUCCUCGCAGCCGGCGAUGAGAUCCUAGCCAUCGACGAGGUCGCCGUCAACAGCAUGACGCGCAUCGAGUGCGUGCGAUGCCUCAAGGAAUCGAGCGUGGUCAUCAAACUCUUAAUUCGGCCCAACCCCACGGCGCAGCGCCCCAACCCCGCCGACGCGGGUGAACCCGCCCCGACCGGCGAGAGUGCUCCUCCUCCGGUACCCCCGCGCAAGUUCCGCAAGAACUCCUUGCAGGCCUCCGAGUCGUUGUCCAACGUCUCCCUCUUGGUGCACCCUCCGGAGGACUUCGCGGACCGCAGCGCGGAGCCCUGCCACAAAUGCAAGGCGUCCCCGAAGGCCCUGCCAAGACACACCUUCACCAACGGCGACGCCCAGGAGGCCCAGGUUUAUACAGACCUCUUCGCUGGGGAGGACACGGAAGUGAACUUCAUCGAAUCCGAGUCGGACGACACCGGAAGCAGUUUGUCGACUGUCAUCGACAGGGUGUCCUCCGGCCCGACAACCUCAAACUCGAGCUUCUCCGAGGUGCGAUCGACGACCUCGGCGGAGGCACCCUUCGACGCCCCGCGCACCCCCAACGCAUGCUCGACUGUGUACUUGGACCGCGUGCUGGAGCCCUUUCUUCAGCUGGAGCGAGAGUUCUCCUCCAGCGCUGUCAUUGAGGACAGCACCCUCUUCACCAAGCUCGUCGCAGCCGCCUCCAUAGCCGAUGGAAAGCCCAGCACCGUCCCGAAUGAAGCUGAACCUGUUUCCCUCCAGCCGCCAGCGAAUUUCCAAGACCCGGACGCCCAGAACCCUCCCGAAGAGGCGCCUGUUCUGCCGCCGAAACCUCUCCCGAGGAAGGACAUCCAGACGCAAAAGGGGAAGUUCAAAUCCGGAAAGAAAAGACCGCCUCCUCCGCCUCCGCCGGUGAAGUCGGACCGACCUCUCCCGGUGCCUGAGCCCUCGAUAGACGACACCAAGGAGGAGGAAAACUUCAGUGAUUUUGACCAUCUUCCGCGCCUCAUAGACUUCGUGCCGAAGGACAGAACCGAUGUGAUAGUGCCGAACGCGAUUCACGCGAGUGUCAAACACGCGGAACACGCGGACCAAAUACAGAGUGUCAUCCACGCGACCCCCAAACAAGCCGAAGCGAACGCGUUGGAGGUGGCGCCGAAUCCGAGUGCCAAACUCGCGGAGGUGCCGCCGAGCGUCAUCCACGCGAGUCUCAAACCCCACCCGGAAGUGCCACCGAGUGUGAUACACGCAAGUGCCAAACAACCCGACUCGACGGGCGGUUCCCACGCGAGUGCCGCGCAUCAAGAGCGGGUGGAGAUGCUCAAGUUGUUGGAUAUAAUGUCGACCCCGAGUGAUAACCGAAGUGUGGUCCGGGAAAACGCCUUCGUUCCCGUCCAAGCGGGAGACGCGCCGCGCGCCCCUGAAACAGUGCCCCACGUUGAGGAACACUCCGAAUCCGAGUCGUCCGUUCCGAUCGAGUUUGAGUCACGCGCAGAUGCUGUUGAUGAGGAUCAAUCUCCUGUCAGUCUCGAGACAUCUGAAACUGACAAGUCUGAUCCAGAUGACCACCAUGAAUCAAACUCUAAUAACCCCGUCAAUGUUGAAAAUGACUCCGAAAAUGCCCUCAAGAACGGAACUUCUGCUGAAACCGCUGGAGAUACGUCACCGAACGACCAACCCAGCUCUGCUCCACAGGAAAUUAAAGGUGUGAGCAAAACUAUGGAUUCGUUGCUUGCCAUCAGCUCCAGCCCCAGCACAGCUCAUAGUCUGCCUCCGCCGCCGAGCUUCUCGCGGCUCCCCCCCGACGGCCACGAGUUCCCGUUCCCACCCAACUACCAAGAAACUGGCCCCCUCGCCCUCCCGCAAGUCCCGUCGGCAGACGGUGACGCCGACUGCACGGCCGCCAGCAUGAAGCUCAUCUGCUCGCCCGAAGUGACCUCCAUCAAGCCCUCCUACUUCAACGGCACCGCCGCCAAAGGCGACGAGCCCCCGCCGGCGAGGACCUUCACCGCCUCCGAUGGCUUCAAGAAGAUGGGCUCCGCUUCCUGGCGCAACGACGAGAAGAGCGAGAAGAGCGUCCGGGACAAGAUCGCCAUGUUCUCCAACCGCCAGAGCGACCAGGGCUCCGAACCGGAAGGGAGCCUGAAGAAGCUCAACCGCUUCAAGAGCUCGGAGAACGUUUGCUCGCAGAACGACCUGGUGGAUUGCGCCCUCGGCAGCUCGACGGCCAAGUCCCUCUCCAGGUCGUACAUGAACGUCAACAAAAUCGGGAACCACACGGACCGCCACUGUCAGGCCUUCUCCAGGAGCACCUUGAGAAGAAGCCCCGAUCUAGAGGCGACCCCCAACGCUCGUAGCUUCAUCCUCAACAGUAAACUUCACUCCUCCCCGCCGGAGCUAGACUUCGGGAUACGAACCCAGAACACUGUGGAUCUGGCCCUUUCCUCUUCUUCCUCUGCUUACUCGUCGUGCUCCCCUGAAUCCUCCCUUUCCCCGACCUCGUCUCCGUCAUACGUCAUAGGGUCGUCUUGUACCUUGCCCCGGAAGACAGACGACUUAGACCCCGGAAUUUCCACCAUGACUAGAGCCACUAGUUUCUCUGGCGGAAUGAGGCCUCACAACCGGUCGCAGAGCCUUGUCGAUGUGGGCAACCUGCAGAAUCGGUACCCGAACGAGAAGCCCUUUUCCAAUUCAGACACAGCCAACCGGCAAGCGUCCUUGAACAACCUCAUCGAGCAAAGACGACGGAGCAUGUCCAAACUGAGAGGACUAGUCAUUCCGGAGAAGGUCACGGAGAUCUCCAACCUAAAUCAAACGAUCCUGGAUCUCCCGGAGAUUAAAACCGAAAUCAAAAUCAGCUGCGACAACGACGAUCGGAACUUGAAAUCAAACGUCAAUUACCCCCUGAAGAAUAGAUUUAAUAGUUUAACCAACCAACAGAACAACUUCAGGCGGCAUAGCAACGACUCCAACAAAGACUCGCAUCUGGCCAAUCUGUACUCGCCGCAGACGAAGGAAAACCUCGGCCGGUCGUGGAAGUCGCAGUUACCGACGAACGAGAUCCCGAAGUACUCGCCCGCGUUCAAGCGAAAAUCUUUGACCGUGUGCAGCAAACCUGCCAACUCCAUCGACAGAAACCAAACAAACACUAAUUCGAACAACAUCAAUUCAAGCUCCCCUCUGUCACGAAAGCUAUCCGCGACGUUGAGCCCUCGACCUUACCCCUACACGAACGGAAACUUAUCGGAUAGUAAAACCGAUAAGAGCCCGCUCGACUUCGGCAAGAGGUUCGAAACGAAGAGGAACGGCUACUUGAUCCCGACGAGCCUGACAACAGACAAGCUCAAGCUCGACUACGAAGAGGUCGGUCGUGAUGGCGGAGGAGGCGACAGCGAUAGUGACAGCGCGGUGAGCUCCAGCCGGUCCAGCAUCUCGCCGCCCAUGUCCCCGAUGCCCGAACCCAACUGUCACCACUUGAACGAAGACGAUCGACACAUGAACAACACGGAAAAGCUCCUACACCGAACGCUAUCCUCGGACACUACCGCGUCGGCCGCCUCCUCCACGACCUCGACGCUCACCUCCGGCUCACAAGCGAGCAGUAGCUCCGGCGGCGCGCCCUCCAAGCGAGUCCUCAAGCCGCAAAGCGUGGAGGCCAUCAACAGGAAGAACGUCCUCACAUCCGCCAAGUAUUCUUGCGGCCUGGACUCGAAAAUCGGGUCGCCGCUCAUCCAACGCAAGUUCGAGGAGAAGACCGGGAGCACGGCGAGUCUCGGCGAUGACUUGGCCGCUGACCUGGAGUUCCUCAACUACUUGGAGAAGACAGUUUGCCGGAAGAACGGUCACGAGGAGAAGGAACCGCGUGCCGGAAGCGAUUCGGUCUUCCACCAGCCGACGGACACCCCCGACGGGAACGUCGAGAUCGCUUACUUGAACGUGACGGAGCCGGCGACGCCCGAAACGGAAUCCGAACAAAGUCAGAACUCGUUGAGUUCCGAGUCGACGAACGGCCAGAGCCAGGUGGACCUGAACGGCAACGAGCCGAAACCCUUCUUCGGGCCCAAGUCGUCGAGCCGCUACGACGACCACGACACCCCGCUAAUCAAAAAGCUCAGCAAGGAGUUCAACAUACCAAUCACGGUCAACGACGACAUGUCGGACUUGAGCCUGUCGAAGGACUCGAAGCCCAAGAUGGAGCGGUUGCUCUCCCCGGAGCCGUACCGCCCGGAGCACCGCCGCUCGGUCCUGUCCCCGGAUCCGUACCGCGAGUCGCACGUGGACGAGACCAAAGCCAAGUUCUUGAGUCAGGAUCGGAAGGAUACAAGUGCCAAGGUCACUGGAAGGACGGCCAUCAAUACUCAUAGGUCCGUGAGCGUGAACGAUAUCAGGAAGGCUUUCGAGAAGCCGGAGCAGACUGUGACGCCCCCGCACAGCAAGAACUCUUUGUCCAAGGUGGCCAACCAUGCCAGGGUCUCCUCCUUGGACUCCACGGCUAGUGAUGACAGCUUGCUUCCUCCCUAUGGUUCAGUCUCCAAUCUUCAUCGAGAGCAGUUUGGAAGUAUUUCUUCGCUGGCCUCAUCGACAAGCCUCAUCUCUCAGCAGGAAUUGCAGCAGCUAAUAGAUGAUGCUAAUCAAACAGCCGAGGAAGCUGGGGGCGAGGGAAACGGACAUGAAGUAGCAGUCAUCGUUCUUCAUCGUGAUGUCCCUGGUGCCAGCAUCGGCAUAACCCUGGCUGGUGGCGCUGAUUAUGAAACCAAAGAAAUAACGGUUCACAAAGUUCUCGCUGGAAGUCCGGCUGAUAGAGACGGGAGGAUCCAGAAAGGUGAUCGAAUCCUGUCUAUUAACGGUCGCAGCAUGAAGGAUGCCACCCAUCGGGAAGCUUUAUCAAUACUGAAGGCUCCUCGUUUUGAGGUCGUUUUAGUCGUUUCACACUGGAGGCAUAAAAAUGGGGAUGCCCCGGUGGAAUCUGAAACAGUUGCUCGAACAGUACAACCAUCUCGCGCAUUCAGGAAAUUAAUCGAAGACAGCCAAGUAGAACACAAAAUUCCAGAUUCAGAAGCUGUGAAGUAUGAUCCACCAGUGACAGUUACUUUAAUCAAAGAUGGAGCUGGUUUGGGUUUUAGUCUAGAAGGUGGGAAAGAUUCUCCAGUCGGGGACCAACCUUUGACGGUCAAGAAGAUUUUCUCCGGUGGUUGUGCUGAGAAAUGUGGCCAAUUAUCUAUUGGAGAUGAAUUACUGAAAGUCAAUGAGACUGAUGUUACGGUCAUGACCAGAAUCGAAGCCUGGAGUCUGAUGAAGCGACUGGAUAAUGGGAAAGUCACUUUGACCGUGCGACACGUCAGUGAGAAGAAAGAAACAUGAGUAUUUUUGAAGUCUUUGGAACUUGUAAAAUAAGUCAAACUUAUCUAAAAAUAUAUUUUCAUACCACCAACUAUUAAAUCAAAAUUGAUCUGUAAAUAAUGUACAGUUGUUAUCUUGAUGCAAUACAAAUUUACUUUUAAAGAAAAAGAAUCUGUUUGUUUUGCAAACAAUAAAAAACUUAUUUUAUGGAUAACGUUAAUAAUUGUCUAAUCAAUAUUGUUCCUUUUUGCCUUGAAGAAAUGUACUUUAUAACGACUUGCGUUUAUUUUUGUUUUUCUUCUUUAAUCUUUCAAUGGUUGUGAUUUGCUUUUAUUUAAAAGCUUGACUGCAAAAAUAAUAUAGUAAAAAUUAACUGGCUGAAACUAUCGGAAGGCUGAAAAUACUUCAUGCUGGUAUUCAAAUGCGUUUUUUCUCCAUACAUGUGUACAUUAUUAUUUCUUUUUGAUAAAUCUAAAGAUAUAUACUAUCCAGGAAAUUGGUGUACAGGAAUGUGUUGUUUUCUGAAGAUCUGUGAACAUUUAAUACCUCUAAAAAUUAUCCGCUUUGACCUUUUCUUACGUAUUUAGUAUUUGUUGUAUGUUUUUCCUCUAUCAAUGAAUAGCUGUAUAUUCUCUAGCCAGAAUACAAUUGCCUUUGUUCAAUAUCAGAACUUUAACUAUCAACUUUUCCUUUUUCUUCUCUUAUCUGUUACUUACUUGGCUAUCACUAAGUAUUGCUAUCCAUCUGGUAUACUCAUCUAUAAAGUAAAUACAUUAAAACAAUACUACCGUGCCCAUUGUUAUGGAUUUAUCGUUAUCCCUCAUUUUGUCUUUUCCUCAUAAAUUUUUCCCUUAAUUUAAAUAUCUUUCGUUAACAACUGUUAAUCAACAAUAAUAUGUAAGUAGGUAUAAUUAUUGGCUUGAUUGAUUUGUAACAGUUUAAGUAGAUGAAUUUUUGACAUACUACAUUUGUCUCUCAAUUUUUUUUAUUUUUUCAUUUAAUUGAUAUUUAACAAAAAAUUCAUCAGGAUAAGUAGUAUACAGCUGGAAAAUCAACACUUCCUCCUAACCGCCUAUUUAUUCUUUUUUUUUCUUUUAUCAGAGAUAGGAAUUAAAUUCUGAUGGGUUUUUUACUUAAAUGUUUUUCUUUGCUCUUUUAAAGAGCCAAGUAUUAUGUGACAAAUUAAACUGAGACUGACUCAAUCAUCUCUAUCAAUUUCAGUUACGUCAAUUGUAAGCCCUUUUGAAGUCAUUAGAUGUGUCAGAUACUAAAUUAUUUCAUAUCCAUAAAUAAUUAGUAUUGUUUCAGUGCCUUACCUCUCUAGUGUGGUACCAUUUGUUUACUAAUGCCCCUAAGUGUCUUGACAUCAAAUCUUCAUCCUUAAAUUAUUUCCUAAAAACCAGCCUAUUCAGCACAAAAAGGUAGUUGGGAGGUUUUCCCACACAGAAGAAAAAAUUAAGGUAGUAAAUUUUCCUUCCAUUUCUUUGAAAUCAUGGUCAAAAUGUAAAAAAAAAAAAGAAGUCAGUCCAGAGUUAAUAAUGGUAUUUACCAGUUUAGAAUGUUUAAAGUAACAAAUGAAGGGUAUGUGUUUGUCCUUGAUGGUAAACAUAUUCAAAUUAUUCUAUUUUUUUUUGUUAUAGUUUUUGUAAUAAUUUAAAUGUAUGUUGAUAUUUUCUUUGCCGUGUAAUAUAUUUUGUAAAUCAUCUCGCAUAUUGUUACAUUAAACUCUGAUUGUGAAAUGUAGGGAAAUAAACGAAAGAUAUAUUAUCUUAAAUAAA
Messenger RNA from Bemisia tabaci, 8277 nucleotides. RefSeq names its product PDZ domain-containing protein big bang (gene bbg). Gene Ontology annotation, molecular function: protein binding. NCBI's taxonomy places the organism in Eukaryota, Metazoa, Arthropoda, Insecta, Hemiptera, Aleyrodidae. The record is from RefSeq and is a predicted model, not a curated record.